CUUGCUGACAUGCUAAGUCUUUAUUGGGUAAACCAGAGGACUGGAGGAAAUGAAUGAAUUGAACAAACUGGGAGCGCCGUCCCUGUUCUCUCUAUAAAUAAGAGAGCAUCGGAUCGUCACCAACAGCCAUUCGACCAAGUACUCAACAAUUCUUCUUUCACCAAGCUCCUUGACUUCAAAAUUAUUAACUAUAACUACUACAAAUUCGAAUUCGAAAUGGCGUCUGCUCUCUUGAGACUUUUGAGAAAUCGAUACUCUGCACCAACACUACAAUCCAUCGAAUGCAGCUCCAUCUUGGGCAAAACCGUCCUUGUUACCGGCGCCAGCAGUGGACUCGGCCUCGAAGCUGCCCGUCAUUACAUUCGCUUGGGGGCAUCACGCGUGAUUCUUGGCGUUCGCUCCCAGUCCAAGGGCGAUGAGGCAAAGCGAAACUUGAGCUCCAGCUUCAGUUCAGACCGACUGAAAUGUUGCGCCAUCGAUGUCUGGAUUGUCGACCUCGCAUCCUUCGCAUCGGUUCGAUCAUUCGCAGACCAGGUCGUGCAAAAGCUCGAGAGACUUGACAUCGCUAUCCUCAACGCGGCUGUCGCCAAGGACAAGUACUAUGCCACAGAGGAUGGUUGGGAAGAGGUACUACAGGUCAAUGUGUUGUCAACAGCUCUCCUCGCUCUGUUACUUCUACCAAAAAUGCGGCAAUCAGCAUCAUCUUCCUGGAUACCUCGACUGAGCAUUGUCACGGCCAGAGCACAUGCAACGGUUCCGGGAGGGGCAUCGUGGCAGUCCGCGCCAAACAUGCUCGAAGAGUUGAACCAAGAGAGUCAAUUUGGCACGAUCAGUGCCCGGUACAGUGUUUCCAAGCUGUUGGUGAUUUAUGCAGCCAGGGAGAUUGCGAAACUAGCUACAUCUACAGAUGGUCAAUGUGAGGUUGUGGUCAACUAUCUGUGUCCUGGAGCAUGCAAGUCGGACCUAGCCCGACACUGGCAGGGUUUACCACAGAGAGCCUUGCUUUCCUUGAUGCAGGCAACAAUCUGCAAGACAACUGAGGAGGGUUCGAGAACGCUAGUGUACGCAAGCGUGCUCGGGGAGGAGAGUCAUGGGCUGUGGAUUCACAACAAUCAGAUUGAACAGCCCGGUCAGCUAGUUCUGAGUGCUACGGGUCUUCAGUUGCAAAAGAAGAUAUGGGCUGAGACAUUGGAGGUGCUGAGCCCAUUUUAUACUCAUGUGCUAAAAUAAAGCAAUGCGGCUUCGGAAACGGAAACACUAGGUAGAGAGAAUGAGAACUGUGUCGCGUAUACCUUGCACGAGAGAAGAUUGCCUACCACUGGCUCUGGGGGAGCUCGAGACGUUCUGCGGAUGAUUUGCGUCGUUGGUAGGCGGUAGCGGUCUGGCUCGCCCGGGAUAUUCCGCCUGGGCAAUUCGAUAUCGUAGCGUUGCUUUAGCGUGGAAGGAGGAGGGGGGUUAUCGGCAAGGGGCCUAUUAUUAUUAUCUAUUCUUAUUAGAGUUAGAGGAGUAAGUUAAAGGCUAUACUCUCUAUAAUAUAUUUUACUAGCUUUUUA
Ilyonectria robusta is the source of this 1553-nucleotide messenger RNA. RefSeq lists its product as uncharacterized. NCBI's taxonomy places the organism in Eukaryota, Fungi, Ascomycota, Sordariomycetes, Hypocreales, Nectriaceae. The transcript is spliced from 2 exons. Bases 217 to 1230 code for a protein of 337 amino acids. The record is from RefSeq and is a predicted model, not a curated record.